Camelina sativa (false flax) is the source of this 2290-nucleotide messenger RNA. RefSeq names its product putative cysteine-rich receptor-like protein kinase 20. Gene Ontology annotation, molecular function: ATP binding; protein serine/threonine kinase activity. The record is from RefSeq and is a predicted model, not a curated record. NCBI's taxonomy places the organism in Eukaryota, Viridiplantae, Streptophyta, Magnoliopsida, Brassicales, Brassicaceae. Gene Ontology annotation, cellular component: plasma membrane. Gene Ontology annotation, biological process: defense response to bacterium; protein phosphorylation.
GGUCGUCACUCUUCAGUCUUUCAGAGAACCAUCCUCUGUUUUACGCUAAUCUAUCACAGAAAACAAAACUCAAUUUAUUUCAUAAUUCAUAUACCGUGGUGAUGAAAAACACAAAUCGAGGGGCACCAAUUAUGUCUUCUUGCGCUUCUUUCACAUUCGUUUUCCUUUUCACCUUUCUCAAUAGCUUCAGAGUUUUUGCUCAAGAUCCAAUUUACAGAUACCACAGAUGUCCGAAUACGACAACUUUCUCCAGAAAAAGCACUUACUUGACCAAUCUUAGAACCCUUUUGUCUUCUCUCUCUUCCCCCAACGCUUCAUACCCCACCGGAUUCCAGAACGCCACCGCCGGGGAAUUUCCGGACAGAGUCACCGGACUUUUUGAUUGCCGCCGAGACCUCUCGCCAGAAUUUUGCCGUGGCUGCGUUCUUUAUUCCGUCAACGAAACCUUAUAUCGGUGUCCAAACGAGAGGGAGGCCACGCUUUAUUACGAUGAGUGUAUGCUCAGAUACUCUAACGAGAAUAUACUCUCUACCCUAAACACCGGUGAAGUAGUGAAGUUGUGGAACCCCGAUAAUGUUACAUCUAACCAACUUAACCAAUUUAGAGAUUUGGUGUUGUCCACGAUGAACCAAUCAGCCAUUGAAGCCGCGAGCAGUUCCAGAAAAUUCAGUGCGAAAAAAGCCAACUUUACUGCGUUGAAGAGUUUGUACACACUGGUUCAGUGCACCCCUGAUCUGACGACACAAGAUUGUUUGAGUUGUCUUCAACAGAGCAUCAAAAAAUUACCCACUGAACACGUUGGGGGAAGAUAUAUUAUGCAGAGUUGUAACUCAAGAUUCGAGGAAUACCCGUUUUAUAACGAAUCAGCUGUUAGAACACCUCAAGCGCAGCUGGAUCCAGCUCCUCCUCUACCACUGCGACGGCCGAUUUCGAAAACUACACCUCCACCUGGAAAAGGCGCAAACUCCUCUGUCAUGAUCAUUGCUGUUGUAGUUCCAGUCACUGCCGUUUUUCUUCUUUUCGUAGCUGUUUCUAGUGUCUGGGCUAAGGGGAAAAAGACGGUUGUUGAAACGGAACCAGUACUUGCUGAAGAUAGGGAUGAUAUUACGACUGCAGGCUCACUUCAGUUUGAUUUUAAGGCGAUUGAAGCAGCAACGGAUAAGUUUUCGGAAAGUAAGAAACUUGGUCAAGGUGGAUUCGGCCAAGUCUACAAGGGUACAUUUCCUAGUGGAGUACAGGUUGCGGUGAAGAGGCUAUCAAAGACAUCAGGACAAGGUGAAAAAGAGUUUGAAAACGAAGUUGUUGUUGUGGCAAAGCUUCAACAUAGAAAUUUGGUAAGGCUGCUUGGUUUUUGUUUGGAAGGAGAAGAGAAGAUACUUGUCUACGAGUUUGUGCCUAACAAAAGCCUCGAUUACUUUCUUUUUGACCCUAGGAAGAAAAGGCAGCUUGACUGGGCAAGACGGUACAAGAUCAUUGGAGGAAUAUCUAGAGGAAUUCUUUAUCUUCACCAAGAUUCACGACUCACAAUUAUACACCGUGAUCUCAAAGCCGGGAACAUCCUCUUGGAUGCUGAUAUGAACCCGAAAGUUGCAGAUUUUGGAAUGGCGAGAAUUUUUGGGAUGGACCAAACGGAAGCCAAUACAAGAAGAGUAGUUGGGACUUAUGGAUACAUGUCUCCCGAGUAUGCGAUGUACGGCCACUUCUCCAUGAAAUCAGAUGUGUAUAGUUUUGGGGUCUUAGUUCUUGAAAUUAUAAGCGGCAUGAAGAACAGUAGUCUCUAUGAAAUGGAUGGUAACGUUGGCAACUUGGUUUCAUAUACUUGGAGAUUAUGGAGCAAUGGGUCGCCAUUAGAGCUUGUGGAUUCGUCAUUUGGAGAUAAUUAUCAAACAAGUGAAAUUACUAGGUGCAUCCAUAUCGCUUUACUUUGUGUUCAAGAAAAUGCUGAAGAUCGCCCAACUAUGUCAGCAAUCCUCCAAAUGCUCACCACUAGCUCGAUUGCUCUCACUGUGCCUAAACAACCUGGAUUUUUCUUCCGGGGUAAGCAUGGACAAGUAGCUGAAGUGGGUACAUCAACGGAUAAGCUUGCUAUCUGUUCAAUCGAUGAUGCUUCCAUUACUAGCGUUGCUCCUCGUUGAAGACAAAACUAUUCACUAAAAUUAAGUUGUGCUAUAUAAUUCUACGCUAUAUAUUAAGCUUAGACUAUGAACAAAGAUUCGUCUACAUCAAACUGUUUCCAUUGUUUAUUUUCUUUAUGUGCCCAGCAUGUGGCAAAUAAUACUAUGUUUUUAAA